AUGGGAGUAGGAGGUGGCCUCCUGCAGCUACGGCAGGGAAGUGUCCGCGCUGCGCGCGGCCAGAGCCGGGAACAGCCGGAUACAGGGGCCACCGAGUGCAUUCCCAGAACCAGCAUCCGCGGUGGUCAGAGGGCUGCAGAGAGCUCCUCCCGCCCGCGGUCGGUGACAACCAGCCAGCGCCGGGCAGCAGCGGCGCUCCGUCCGGGAGGUCCAGACCCGCUCCACGACUCAUUCUCAUCCGGGCUGAACUACCAGUUCCUCUCAGGCUACACCAAGGGAGCUAUUUCAGAAACUCCCAAAGGCAAUUCAAGCCCUGGCCAGCAUUUAGGAGAGAAAAAAACAGCCGUGACAGCCAUGUCUGUGCGGUUGCGCUUCCUGUCUCCGGGGGAUGCCGGGGCGGUGGGGACCGUGGGCCGCAGCGCCUCCUUUGCUGGCUUCAGCAGUGCGCAAAGCCGCAGGGUCUCAAAGUCCAUCAACAGGAACUCUGUGCGGUCCCGGCUGCCAGCCAAAUCCUCCAAGGUUUACGGAACACUGCGCAAGGGUUCGCUGUGCCUGGACCCCCGGCCGCAGCAAGUGAAGAAAAUCUUUGACGCUUUGAAGAGAGGCCUCAGGGAACACCUGUGUGAGCAGCAGGCCGAACUGGACUACUUGUGUGGAUGCCACACGGACACCCAGAGGGGUUCCAGGCUGGCCUUCUACUAUGACCUGGACAAGCAAGUGCGCCUGGUGGAGAGACACAUCCGGAAGGUGGAGUUCCACCUCAGCAAGGUAGAUGAACUCUACGAAGGCUACUGUAUCCAGUGGCGUCUGCGAGACGGAGCCUCCAACAUGCAGCGUGCCUUCAGUAAUAGCACCCAGAGCCGUGCCUCCCGUGAGAGCCUGCAGGAGCUGGGCCGCAGCCUGCAGGAGUGCCUGGAGGACAUGUGCCUCAUAGAGGGGACCUUGGAAGGUCACCUGGGCGAGUUCCAUGUCAAGAUGAAAGGCUUGGUGGGCUAUGCACGCCUCUGUCCCGGAGACCAGUAUGAGGUGCUCAUGCGCCUGGGCCGUCAGCGAUGGCGGCUGAAGGGCCGGAUAGAGCCAGAUGACAGCCAGACCUGGGAUGAAGAGGAGAGGGUCUUUGUGCCUACAGUGCAUGAGAACCUGGAGAUCAAGGUGACGGAGCUUCGUGGCUUGAGCUCGAUGGUGGUGGGUGCGGUGACAUGUGACGUCGCGGACUUCUUCACAGCCAGGCCCCAGCUUGUGGUGGUGGACAUCACCGAGUUGGGCACCAUCAAGCUGCAGCUGGAGCUGCUGUGGAACCCCCUGGACUCUGAGUGCCGGCUGGUGUCACCCAGCCCCACAGGCAGGUUCUCUGUGGGCAGCAGGAAGGGCUCCCUAUAUACAUGGACGCCGCCCAACACCCCCAGCUUCCGGGACAAGUACUACCUGUCUGUCCUCCAGCAGCUAACACCGCAGGCCUUGCUGCUAGGUGGGCCAAGGGCCACCUCCAUCCUCGGCUACCUGUCUGACAGUGAGCUCCAGGGUCCCCGCCUGCGGAGCCGGAGCCAGGAGCUACUGGAGAUGGACUCCUUCAGCUCCGAGGACCCCAGAGACACUGAGACCAGUACUUCAGCAUCCACCUCAGAUGUGGGCUUCCUGCCCAUGCCUGUGGGUCCCUCAGCCUGCAUCGAAGAGAAGACCAGGGAGGAGCCUCCCCCUCUGGGCCUGCUGCCAGGCCUGGCUCACCCAGCUGGGGGUGUGCUUCUAGAACAGCCUGGCUGGAGGGACUUGGGAGGAGAGAGGCUGGCCCUGCCGCAGGAUGUCCCCGUCCACAGCCUCAUGGUGCCACGGAGCCGGAAGGGCCAGGAGGAUGGAGACGUGGGGGACGGAGUGGAGGGGCCUGUUCAGGAGGUCCUGGAUCUGCUGCGGUCUGUGGACCCUGCGCAGCCCCAGCUCAGGGAACUGGAGUAUCAAGUCCUUGGCCUCAGGGAGCGGCUGAAGCCCCGAGAGGUGCAGCCAGAACCCGUGUCGGCCCGGAGCCUGAUGGACUGUAUCCUCGAGAGCUUCGCUUUUCUGAAUGCUGACCUUGCUGGGGAUGAGCUGUCCAUGUUUGGGGGCUCCCAGGCUCCUGAGAGGGACAGCCCCCCACCUCCACGGCCAUCACUGAAGGUGUCACCCAGCGAGCUCACAGCUGGUGCCCCCGAGCUGGACACACUGCUCAGCGUCCACCUUCAAGUCUGCAAAGCCUUGCUUCAGAAACUGGCCUCCCCUAAUCUGUCAAGGAUGGUCCAGGACUGCCUCCUGGAGGAAGUGGUGCAGCAAAGGCAGGUUCUGGAAGUGCUUUCAGUCCUUGACCUUGAGCAGGUCAGCAAGGCCAGGUCUGUUGAAGAGAUCAUCCCACAGGCGUCUCAGAGGAAGGGUGGCCUGGCACUGUGGCAGGGGUGCACACAGCCUGGGGGAGUCCUGGCCUGCCCUGCCUCCACACUCCUGAGCCAGCUCAAGAAGACAUUCCUGCAUCGAGUCCGAGGGAAGUACCCCGGCCAGCUGGAAAUAGUGUGUCGCAGGCUCCUGGAGCAAGUGGUGGGCUGUGGUGGGCUACUGGUCACAGCAGGGCUUCAGGAAGAGCAGGUGGUCACCUGGUUCCAGUUCCACAGCUACCUGCAGCGGCAGAGCAUCUCUGACCUGGAGAAACACCUCGCCCAGCUCACCAAGGAAGUUACUCUUAUUGAGGAACUGAGCUGUGCAGGCCCAGCCAAGGCCUUGAGGAAGCUGCAUGGGAAGUGUCUAAGCCAGCUGCAGCCACUGCCCCAGACACUGCAAGCCUGGGCACUGCUGCAGCUGGACGGCCCCCCGAGGCUCUGCAGGGCUGCCAGAGUGAGCUUGGCCAGCGCGGCCAGGAACAAGCGCUUCCGGGAAAAGGCUCUGCUGUACUACACCAACGCUUUAAACGACAGUGACUCCAAGCUCCAGCAGGCGGCGUGCAUGGCUCUGCAGCAGCUUGGGGGCAUUGAAAGCAUCGAGCAGAUAGUCAGUCUGUGUCAGUCUGACCUGGAGGCCGUGCGAGUUGCAGCUCGAGAAGCAACACUGUCGUUUGGUGAGAAAGGUCGCCUGGCUUUCGAAAAGAUGGACAAACUUCACUCAGAACAAGAAGCCUACUGUCAGGAAGCAGACAUUGAAAUCACCAUUUUUUAAUUAGCCAUGAUCACUGAGCUCAUAUCUGGCAUUUCUUCCUUGAUGCUGCCUCGCCUCCAUCGUGCCCGGGAUUUGGGUGGAGCAGCCUAGCCACUCCCUCACUAUCGUGAGCUGGUCAGGAUAGUUACCUGAGGUUGGGGUCGGUACCCAGCCCAGGGAUAAGUAACAGUGGUGUGUAUUCACAGAGCAGGUGGAAGUGGUAUGUGGGACCUCUGAGGCUGUGGCCUCCCCCAAAUGCUGCUUUUGCCUUCCUGGGGUACAGUGCCAGGGCAGCUGGCAGCGUCUGAGGAUCAAGAGUCCGGGGCAAGGUGAGGCUCCAGGAAAGACAUGCAGGGAGUGUGAGCCCCACACACCCUCAGAACUGGUAUGAUAAAGGUGGGCUGCAACAGCCAAUCAGUGGGCAGGCCCAUUCCAGUGAAUGGCACCCUCAGGCCACUGGACAAAUGCUCCAGUGUGGCGGCUAUGGGGACCCAUAAUGGGUUUCCUGAGUGGAGAAAGCACUCCAAGCUGGUGUCCGAGAUGCCCACGAGGGGCUCUCAGGGCUGGCUUCGUCACCACUUAAGAGUCCUGUGGACCACGUGUGCUGACUUGGUAUUUAUUUGCUCGUUUGUGUCCAUUUCCUGAAAUCUCAAUUAAAAACUCUGUAGCCUAUGGCCACCUCACUGCCCUGAUAAUCAUGUGUCCGUAGAGCCGUGACAUGGGAGGGGUGGCCAGUACCACAGGGCUCCCUGCAGGACCCACGGGGCGAUCCUCCCUACAUUCUUGAUACCCGAAUCAUGGUAGGCUUCCCUCCUCUGGGGGCAUUUUGGGGAUACCAGAGGCUUUUGUCAAGCCUUCACCCCACUGGACUUAUCCCAAAGUUACAUACCAGCCAGCUUCUCCCACUGAUGUUCUUGUGAGAAUUCAUUUUCAAACCUGAAGCUUUCAGUUUGGAGUGGAUACAACACUUACAGUUCUGUGGCCAGGACCACAAGCAGGGACCACUUGCUGCACAAGCUGAUUGUGAACCUGAGGGGUAUGGGGCUGUGUUUUCUGCAGUGACAUCUGUCACUGCCACAAGUCUCAAGUGACUUUGAAACUGGUAGUCAGUCACCUGGGGCGUUACAUAUUUAGUCUUGUAUACGAUGGGAGGUCACGUUACUUUUGGGUCUUAUUUUCAUUUCUAAGUCACGUAGACAUCAGAUGAGGUUUAUGGAUGUCCUGAGAUGAGAUGACCAUGGUAUCUGACAGGCAGCCAGCCAAGGUCGGUCUGGAGGCUGGAACAGGGAUUCCAAUGACCUGUGAGUCUCAAGAUAGUCUGGGCUGCCAAAGGGGGAGUUCCUGAGAGGACAGUGUAGAGAACUCACAUCUCUGCAGCAAAGGCAGGCCAGUCACGUGGCACACACAGCCCACAGCACACUAACCCUGCUAACCCUGCAGGGCAAACGUCUGCCUCCUCCUGCUGACAGGGUAGACAAAUGCCUGCCCAUUCCAGCCCAGGUCUGUCAAUAAAGAAAAUGAAAGCACCUCA
Molecule: messenger RNA, 4681 nt
Organism: Grammomys surdaster
Lineage: Eukaryota; Metazoa; Chordata; Mammalia; Rodentia; Muridae
Gene: Ripor3
Product: RIPOR family member 3
Exons: 24
Coding region: 1-3171 (1056 amino acids)
Source: RefSeq, a predicted model, not a curated record